Messenger RNA from Paramisgurnus dabryanus, 2639 nucleotides. It is a transcript of the gene atxn3, whose product is annotated as ataxin 3. The record is from RefSeq and is a predicted model, not a curated record. Gene Ontology annotation, molecular function: cysteine-type deubiquitinase activity. Gene Ontology annotation, cellular component: nucleus. Gene Ontology annotation, biological process: protein deubiquitination. Lineage: Eukaryota; Metazoa; Chordata; Actinopteri; Cypriniformes; Cobitidae.
CUUCUUGCUUUUGUUAUCGUUAUUAUUAUGAUUAAGAUUAUUAUUAUUACCGUCUCGUAGCGUGACUUUUAUUUUGACAUGUUUUGACGUGUCGUUGUUUUCGACUGUUCCGUAUUCACACUUUUAAACAUGGAGUCUAUUUUCCAUGAAAAACAAGAGGGCUCUCUGUGUGCACAGCAUUGUCUGAAUAAUCUUCUGCAGGGUGAAUAUUUCAGUCCUGUCGAGCUGUCGUCCAUCGCUCAUCAGCUGGAUGAAGAGGAGAGGAUGAGGAUGGCAGAAGGAGGCGUUCAGAGUGAAGAAUACAGAACAUUCCUUCAGCAACCGUCUGGAAACAUGGAUGAUAGCGGUUUCUUCUCUAUUCAGGUGAUCAGUAAUGCUCUGGGUGUUUGGGGAUUGGAGAUCAUUCUGUUCAACAGUAGAGAAUACCAGCAGUUAAACAUCAAUCCAAUAAAUGAAAAGGCUUUUAUAUGUAAUUAUAAAGAGCAUUGGUUUACAGUACGUAAACUGGGACAGCAGUGGUUUAAUCUAAACUCACUGCUGACGGGACCAGAGCUGAUAUCAGACACUUAUUUGGCACUUUUCUUAGCACAACUACAGCAAGAAGGAUAUUCCAUAUUUGUGAUUCAAGGAAACUUGCCGGAUUGUGAAGCUGAUCAGAUUUUGGGUAUCAUGCGAGUCGAGCAGCAGCAGCGACCAAAGCUUAUCGGAGAAGAUGAAGCCAACAGGAUGUCCGUAGAGCAGCAUGUUUCAGAUCCUGGACACAGCACUGAUGAAGCUCUGCUGGAUGAGGAUGAGGAGGAACUGAGGAAGGCUCUGGCUCUUAGCAGACAGGACAUGGAGGUUGAGGACGAGGAGGCCGAUCUACGCAGAGCAAUUCAACUCAGCAUGCAGGGUAGUAGCAAACCCAGAAGCCCAGGUGAGAUGAAUGCUGUGAUGGUGGCAUCCAGUGCAUCAGAAAGUAGCGAUAAAGAGACACUGACGGCAGAUGAGUUACGCAGGAGAAGACAGGCGUACUUUGACAGACAGUCGCAACAACAAACUCAAUCCAGCACUCAUGACAGUAAGCCUGCAGGUGAGGACAGUGGGAUCAAAGCCAGCCAGAGCCAGUGAGAGCCAGAGACGUUUCUGGGUUUAUGGGAAUCAGCAGGACCCCAGGAUGAUGUCUAAUAUCUUAAUAUAAGGACAUUAGUCUAGCUUUCCUUUACCUCUGUGAUUUAAAUGAGGUCAAAGUGUUUACCCUGGUACAUUCCUCUUCUUCAGACACAUAUGUUGUUAUGACCUUCAGUCUGUUUUUCUCCCUGACGUUCAUCAUGAGAACGCAGUAGAUGGACGGAGAUUAAAGCGGAGACUUAUGAAGCUGACGUUGCUCUUGCAUUUUGGGACCUUAGCAGUUUUCUGGGUGCACUGGACUCUUCACGCUUCCUCUGAGGAUUGUAGUGAAUUGCUCAUCUGUUGGUCUCGUGGCUUAACUAUGAUCUGAUGUUAUUUAGAGAGAGGAACAAUGUGUGUUUCAUUCUGUACAGAUGCAUAAAGAUGAACGCUGGCCAAAUCUGUAAGAAAUAAAGAAAUCCUUUUGCCCCUUUGAGAGAGAAGAGAGGCCAGAAUCUCUUAUGUCCUUAUUGACUGUCUGUGUUUAAAACAAUAAGACGCUGACGAAGAGAAGUCGGUUAUUGACCCACACAUUUACUGCAGUCCAAACACAGUAACCGAUGACAUCACGUGUGUGUGUGUGUGUGUGUGUGUGUGUGUGUGUGUGUGUGUGUGUGUGUGUGUGUGUGUGUGUGUGUGUGUGUGCGUGUGUGUGAAUCAUGUCAUCAUCAUCACAAGUGUCCAAUGUAGAUUCAGAGAUCCCAUUGUUUAUCUUUUUAUUGUUGAUUUUGUCACACAUUUAUUUGAACUGUCUUUGUUUGACACAGUAUUGUGAUUUAUAUUGAUGAUUUCUGAUGUUUGGUGAUGGAACAGUGCCGAAGUUUUAAUAUAUUUUCUUUCUUAACAUUUAGCAAUACUUUUUAAGUGAUUUAGUAAUCAUGCACCAAUUGUGGCAUUUUUUGAUUCUUAAAUAAAAACUUUUGCUUUUCCCCUUGAAGGGGUUUUUCUUUUCUCUCCUCCUUGCACCUGUCUGUUGCGAUUGAUGCCAGAGAUAUGAAAACCUCUCGAAAGUUCAAAAGAGACUAAAGAUAAUCUGUCAGCAAAUGUUUAAAUAAAUGUGUCAUAUAAGUUGUGAUGUUUGUGUUACAGAGGUCAGAUUUUGAGUUGUUUUUUUUCUGUAUAGUUCAGUGGUACAGCAUUGCUUUAGCGGCUCUAAAGGUCACGAGUUUGAACCCUGGGAACGCAUAGCCUACUAAUAAAAUGUCUAAUGCACCGCAGUCACGUUGGAUAAACGUGUCUUUAAUUGCCCCCUCAGUGGCCACAUUCUUUUCAUCUGUGGUGCAUCCUUGUAAGGAUAAGCUAAGUUUAAGCUUAAUAUGCAACUGUUUCAAGUCAAAAUCUAUUUUUUUUAAAACAAAUGGAAUGCUAUGUUAAGAAAUUAUUAUAUGAAUUUUAUUUCAUUUGAAAAAGUAAAUGUGAAAUGAGUUGCAGCUUAAUAUGAACAACACACUGCACAUGUUAAAAAAACUGAAAUUAAAUAUACUAUAACA